UUCUCACAUUUUAAUAUAUACUUAUUUUCUCCUCUUCACAUAUAAAUCACUAGCACCCCUCUCCAAUUUUUCUCCUUCCCUUUUCCAAUCUCUCAUCUUCUCGGUUUUCCAAACCCUUUCCCUCUUCUUCUCAAAAUCCCAAACAUGCAAGUUCCCUUGAUCGACAGACUCGGCGAUUUCCAAGCGGGUUUCAACUCAUUGCAAAACCCACCUCUCCCUUCUCAAAUCGCUACCACCUCCUUCAACGGUCUCCAAUCAGUAUCCAUAGCUUUCAAUUUCUGUAAAUGGGGUGCUGUCAUUCUCGCUUUAGUCGCAACGUUCGGCAGCAUAAUCAACAAACUCACCAUAUUCAUCAUUCAUCUCCGUAAAAAAGCUUCAUCCCUUCCGUCAAUCGCUUUCGACGAUGAUUUCAGCUCCGACGAAGAUGACGACGACGUCGUUAGCUUAUCUUCGUCAUCGGACUUUGAAGGUGAGGAGCCAUCUGUGUCAUCUUCCUCAAGUUUCAACGAUUUUUUUAGAAUCAGAGGAAGCAGUAUAAACGACGAGUUCCAGACUCAAAACGGUGGACAUCAACGACAGCGCAGUAUCGGUGACAUUUUUUCCCUUUUUGAAUUAGCUAACAGUGAAAACGUUGUUAAGCUUUGGGACAGUAUAGGCUUCGGUUUAGGUUUAGAUUUCGAUGAAUACGAGGACGGAGUUAUUUCCUCAAACGACGUCGUAAGCAACCAAAACGCGCUUUCAACUCACGUGGAUUCACCAGCGGUAGUUGUUUCCGCAAGUGAAGGCGCGCGUGGUAAUCUCGCCGUUGAAAUUUGGGACACGCGCCUCCGUAAACGGAAGCCUUCUGUUGUAGCUGAGUGGGGGCCCACGGUGGGGAACACGGUUCGCGUUGAAUCUGGCGGCGUUCAGAAGGUUUAUGUGAGAGAUGACGGACGUCAACGUUUGACGGUUGGUGAUAUGAGAAAAGUCAGUAUUCCUUUAGGAAACGUAACGGAAUCUGACGCGGAUAACACCUGGUGGGAUGCGGAUGCUGUUAUUGUUUCUGAUGAAUCUUACUUGGAACAUUAAUCAAUGUUGCACGCAACUUUGUAAAAUUGGAAUAUUGGAAUUUUAUUUACUAAUUUAAUUUCGGUUUGAUGCUAAAAAAAUUAAUUUAUAAUAUAGGAAAAUAAGGCAUCGAGAUUAUUUGAAAAAUUGCUUAAUUGUUGUAUUGUUUAUUGUUUAAAGUUGACAGCUGUAAAUGAAUAAAUUAGUUCUUCGAAUUUGUA
Molecule: messenger RNA, 1268 nt
Organism: Lathyrus oleraceus (garden pea)
Lineage: Eukaryota; Viridiplantae; Streptophyta; Magnoliopsida; Fabales; Fabaceae
Exons: 1
Coding region: 145-1068 (307 amino acids)
Source: RefSeq, a predicted model, not a curated record